This is a messenger RNA of Salvia miltiorrhiza (redroot sage), 2214 nucleotides long. RefSeq lists its product as uncharacterized. Lineage: Eukaryota; Viridiplantae; Streptophyta; Magnoliopsida; Lamiales; Lamiaceae. Gene Ontology annotation, biological process: proteolysis. The record is from RefSeq and is a predicted model, not a curated record. Gene Ontology annotation, molecular function: zinc ion binding; aspartic-type endopeptidase activity; nucleic acid binding. Bases 604 to 2214 code for a protein of 536 amino acids. The transcript is spliced from 4 exons.
AAUUAGUAUUACAAAUACAGAAUAAGGAUUUUAUUCAUCACAUUCAUCUAGCACCUACACAUUUCCACAUCCAUCUUACUCUUAAAUAAAUUGAUGGUGUUGGAAACACUCAUCAUAUGCCAACUAUCCCACUAAACACUCAUCAUUCCACUAAACACUCAUUAUUCCACACACUCAUCAUUCCACUAAACACUCUUUACACCUUCUUUUGCCAGCCAUCUUCUACACUUUAACAUCUCAACAUGCAAUUAGCUUUUAUUUAAUCAAAAUCAGCAACCAACAUUCCUCCCAUUCCUCCUAACAUUCUGAUCCAAGCUAUUCUUAUGCUUGAAUUAUAAUUCACUGAUUCCAGCUUUCCAAAUCAGUUUCCAAGAUUUCCCAAAACAAGAAAGAGGUAAUAAACGUCCAUUAAUUCUUCCAAUUCUUUCAUAGUUUUCAGAUCCAAAAUUUCAUUGUUAAGCUUGGCUGAAUAAAUUCGCAGAUCCAAUUUUGGUGAAUUCAGAAAGAAGAUUUUCCUCAUUUCCUACUCAUAUCAAGGUCCGGGCGACAGAAAGUGAAGCAGAAGAAGAAACGACUCCACGCCAGCUUUAAGAACAAUUGAGAAUGCCUCCCAGAAGAGCCCCAAGAAACAAUGUGGGAACCGCAAACGAACCCCCACGAAGGGUUGAGGAACUUUUUCUUAAACAGAGCCCGCCAACAUUCAACGGGACCGGCAACCCGACUGAUGCCGAAAUCUGGAUUAGAGCAAUGGAAAGGAUUUUCGACUUUCUUCACUGUACUGAUCAAGAGAGACUCUCUUGUGUUGCAUUCCAACUAACUGGGUCGGCAGAUUUUUGGUGGGAAACCAAGAAGAGGGCAAUGACCCUCGAACAAUUGGAAAACCUGACUUGGGAAGACUUCAAGACGGAGAUCUACGAUAAAUACAUUCCCAAGAGCUACAGAAAGAAGAAAGAGACGGAGUUUUUCAAUCUGAAACAAAACAAGAUGUCCGUGACGGAAUACGAUCGCGCUUUCUGCGACAUGUCUCGCUAUGCCCCUCAUCUGAUCGACACUGAUGAAAAGAUGGCCGAGAAGUUUCGUUCAGGCCUUAGGCAUGAGAUCAAGAUGGCGCUUGCUAGUCAUGGUGAUCUCACCCACUCUGAAGCACUUAGCAGAGCCCUGGAUGUUGAAGCAGCAAUGCCUGAAGACCGCCCAACCCAGACUCAAGCUCCGGGAAACAACGAUCGUGGGAAGAGAAAAUGGGAAGGCAACAACAACAAUAAUAGGGGUUACUACAACAACCAAGAUAACAAGAGGCCAUGGCAAGGAAACAUGAUGCCACAAAGGCAAUGGCAAGGACGACCAGUCAAUCCAGGAUCAGCUGGAAACAAUCAGGGCCAGCUCAGGGCACCUUUAUGUCCCAAAUGCUCCAAGUCACAUCACGGCAUAUGCUUGGCUGGCAGCAAUACCUGCUUUAAGUGUGGCCAGAAGGGCCAUUUUGCCAGAGACUGCCAAGGAAAACCACAAGGAGGAAUGAGAGGGCCGAAUCAGCCGGGCCAAGUACAACCACUCAGGGCUAUCCAAGGCCAACAGUUACUCUACCCACCACCACAGCAGCAGUAUCGACCUGCGGCACGUCCACCGCAAAUUCCACAGGCAAGAGCCUAUGCCUUGCACAAGAAUAAGCAAGGAAACAACCAAGGGAAUUUGGCAGGUAUGGGCACAUUACUUGACACACCUGUUAUACUUCUGUUCGACACGGGUGCCUCGCAUUCUUUUAUUGCAAGUGUAUGUGUAAAAACUUUAAAGCUCCAACCUGAAAAGACUAAUCAGGACUUGAGAAUUUCUUCACCAAUAGGAGGAAUAGCAGUAGUAACACAUGCUUGCUCGAACCUAGAACUGACCAUAGGAUCGUUUAAGGUUAUAGCAAACAACUUGCAUGUUAUAUCGAUGGAGGACGUUGAUAUAAUCCUGGGAAUGGACUGGCUAGCGGAGAACUAUGCCACGAUAUUGUGCCAAGAGCGGAAAAUCGGUUUCAACUUUCCAGGAAGGGACGCUUUGAGUUUCCACGGAAUAUGCAGGAGGAACAGAGUGCCGACUAUUUCAGCUUUACAGGCAAGGAAGAUGAUGAGCAAGAAAGACUGCCAAGCCUUCCUCGUAUACCUGAACGGGGGAAUUGAGACCGAAAAGACAAUGGAAGAUGUAGAGAUCGUGCGGGAUUUUCAAGAUGGAUGA